Messenger RNA from Spodoptera litura, 1893 nucleotides. RefSeq names its product mitochondrial 2-oxoglutarate/malate carrier protein-like. The record is from RefSeq and is a predicted model, not a curated record. Lineage: Eukaryota; Metazoa; Arthropoda; Insecta; Lepidoptera; Noctuidae.
AGUAAGUAAAAAUCUUCAAUAAAGUUUUUUUGAACAAAAAUUUAAUAUAUAAUAACAAUGUGAUUUGUACUGAUGAUGACUGUGGUACGACAAACAAUAUAGUUCCAAAUUUAUAAGUAACAAGACUGAAUAUCAAUUUGAUUUGAAAAUGGAUGAAAUUGGAAGGAUGAACGCGAAUAAGAGUAUGCCAAUCCACCAGCAGGUGAUACUUGGAAGUUUAUCACGUAUAAUAUCAACUACGCUUCUCAUUCCUCUCGACGUGAUCCAACUGAGGUAUCGGUAUCCUGACACAUGGUGCGCAGAGAUGUUCAGGCUGAUGGUAAAGAGCAAGGAUCGGUCUGGACCCUUUGAAAUGAUGACGGCAACUAAGUUCCGGACGAGAGUAUAUCGAUCUCUGCGAUGGGGGGUCUUCUAUUGUCUUUUCGAUCGCCACAAAAAGAACUGUAACUGUAAAGGGCUCAUACCUCUGUUCCACAAGACGUACCUGCUAACUGGACGCCCUAUUGUCAUACAGGCUAUUCGGCUCGGAAACUCGAGUGCGGCACUGAAUUACUUGCAUGAGAGGCAGAGAAUACGAGAGCGAAAAAUGAUAGCAAAUUUUAUCAAAGACAUCAAUUCCCAAUUCUACGCUGCUAUGAACGGUAUCACGUUGAACCUGCCCACAUUAAGCCUGCCCACGUUGACCCUGCCCUCGGUGAAUUGGCCAUCUAAUAUUACCCUUACGGCAGCUAUUAUAGCGUCAGCGUUGUUGCACCCUCUGGACGUGUUCAAAGUACGUCUGCAGAUGUACCCGGAGGCGUGGGGCAUGAGUUUGUUGCGCAACAUGUUGCGGUGCGAGGGUAUCCGUGCUCCAUUCACAGGCUUGACGGCCAGUAUACUUCGCCAAACUACAUACACUGCUACCAGACUCGGGUCCUAUUACUUCAUGUAUGAACAUCAAAAGAGAAAGUACAACCGUGCCCCGAGUUUUCCGGAGAAGCUGGCUAUAGGUUCGUAUGCUGGAGUAAUGGGUGCGUUCGUGGGCUGUCCCUCAGAGAUAGUCCUCGUCCGCAUGAUGGCAGACGGCCCGGUAGAUCCCUUCAGACGGUACAAGGGACCUGUGGAUGCUUUUGUCAAGAUAUGGAAGACGGAGGGAUUCAACACAUUCUGGCGCGGCGCCCUCCUCACAAUGUCACGAUCAGUCGUCGUCAGUGUAGCACAAAUUGGAACAUACGCCAAGGCAAGAAAUUAUUUGGUAGAAAAAAAUCGGGCCCAUGGUUUUCUACUUCACCUCUAUACGUCGAUGUUCGCCAGUCUAGUCACUGCGAUAUUGACAUUACCGCUGGAUACCUUCAAGACGAGGUACCAGGUAGCGAGCAAUGAGUCCCACCGAGACGUGUACCACAAGUUCAGGCAGGAGACCGGAGUGAUGGGACUGUACAGAGGGUUCACUCCAUACUACAUGAGGCUCACAGUACACACACUGAUUACAUUCUACUUAUUAGAAAUGUUAUUUGAAGUACAUCGAAAUCGAAAGAAGAUAGUAACGGAAAAGUGAUAUUUUAUUGUUGUUUCGUCUUGAAAUGAAAUAUUUAUUGUUGAAACCUAUUCACAAUGGCGUGUUGUAAAUGUCACGUGCUCGCUUAAAAAAAAACAAAUAAACGAAAGAGCUGGUCAAUUUAUUAAUGUUUUGGAAAAUGACUUAUAGGCUUUUUAGCUCAGGGACGAAUGGUUAACAAUACCUUCGAGUGCCCUAAAUAUCUCCCUAGAAUUUUCGGUAGUAAGCUCGAUGGAAUGAUUGAGAAUAAAUUCAGAAUUUCGUUUAUUUUGUACCGUGUUUGUAUUUGCUACUGAAUUUAUUACUUGUAUACAGAAUGACAAUGUUAGUUACAUGAAACCUAGUACUAAGCCGAA